Messenger RNA from Xylona heveae TC161, 2390 nucleotides. RefSeq names its product DNase I-like protein. Gene Ontology annotation, molecular function: phosphatidylinositol-4,5-bisphosphate 5-phosphatase activity. Gene Ontology annotation, biological process: phosphatidylinositol dephosphorylation. The transcript has a single exon. The record is from RefSeq and is a predicted model, not a curated record. Bases 169 to 2034 code for a protein of 621 amino acids. NCBI's taxonomy places the organism in Eukaryota, Fungi, Ascomycota, Xylonomycetes, Xylonales, Xylonaceae.
AGAGUACCAUCAACAUCCUACGCUUUUCCGCUCACACUGCAAUUGCUUUAUCAUUUUACACUGCAUUAUCCUAUAGAUGACCAGACAAGAUUUCCCCUCCCAUUUUCAUCCACAUGAUAACAUCUCUCGUUAUCAAUUAACGACCCAGCCGGUCCACAGCAGCGCAACAUGACGAAUGAUGCUGCAGUAGCCACCGCGGCAUCUUUAAGCUUAUACUUUCUUACAUUCAACUGUGCGCGCACACUCGUAGAGCCGGAAGCUCUAGGCGCAUAUCUCUUUCAGGCCCUUCCGCGGCCCUCACCCUCUCCAAAACCUACCGGCAAUGAUGCAUUUCAAGAUGGCACGGCCGGCCCCCGCGCAACCGCGAGCUCAUCUGCUUCAUUCUCAACACCUGAACAUAUAGCCCUUCCCGAUGUUCUAGUGCUGUCACUGCAAGAAAUUGCCCCAGUGGCAGAAUCAUUCCUCGGCGGCUCGCAUCUGGAACCGUACCUGGAACGAAUACGACGAGCAGUAGACUAUGCUGUUUCCAGAGCCGUUGACGACAAUGAUAUUAGCACUGCCAACCCAGAGAUUCAAAGCGAUGAGGAAAGUGACGGAAAUACCGACCGUUCUGCCCGGCGACCUCAAAGCGAACACAGCACGCGCGAAGAAAACACACAUCUCCUCCGCCGGCAUCGAGCCAAGGUUGCCAAGCAUGACGCCAGUUCGAGGCCAAUCUAUAAAAACAUCAUUGUACGCAAUGUCGGCAUGACGGCGCUAAUGAUAUUCAUGCGCGAGGACCAGAUCGACCGGAUUGCACACAUCCACACCGCCGGCGUUGGGCUCGGGCUAUGGGGAAUGGGUAACAAAGGCGCGGUCGGAGUGAAAUUAGGACUCUUACCCAGCCCCCCACCAGCAGGCCGCGGAACACAAGAGGACUAUGCCAAUGUAACGGAAGUCGCAUUCGUCGCUGCGCACUUGGCGCCCAUGGAAGACGGCUUAUCCAGCCGAAACGAAGACUGGAAUAACAUUGCCAGGGGACUAGUAUUUACGCCUUUGCGGGAGAACGCACUGCGAUACAUCAAAGGGCAAAAGCCAAUUAGGGACCAUAGUUCUGCAACAACUAGGCACACUGUCUCAACGCCAUCUGGCGCUCAUAGCGCUGAAGCCGAGGCCGAGCGUACUCGACCGGUCCAAGCCGACGAAGCAGAACCCCUUCUCCACGAUUCCGUCGCCGAAGACGACAACGAUAACCACAACAGCAACGUCCCAUUAUAUUCCGGCCUCUACAGUCCCAGCACCUCAUACGUUUUCUUCGGCGGCGACCUCAACUACCGCACCUCCGACCGCGGUCCCUCCCCAGACGACCACAAACUCUACCCCCAACCAACAUCCGACCAGACGAGCAAGAUGCACUUCUCGCACCUCCUCGCAAACGACCAACUCACUCGCGAGAUGAAAGCGGGUCAUGUCCUCCAGGGCUUCCGCGAAGCGCGCAUCACUUUUCCCCCUACAUACAAGUACUCGUCCAAACAACCUGCCCUUGUCCCGGAUGAAGCACUGGAUCAAUGGGCGUGGUCCCCGCAUCGCUGGCCCAGUUGGUGUGAUCGCAUUUUAGUAUUCGACGGUGGACUCAACGCUCAUUCUGGGUCUACUGCGCCCUCCUCGUCCUCAUCAUCAUCACCAUCGUCACCAGAUAUUACAUUGCCAACGAACAAGUACAGCCACGUCUAUACCGCGCUGCCAGUCAUGCCGACUUCUGAUCACCGACCUGUUGCGCUCUCUAUAAAUGUCCCGCUUCGACCCGAGGUCCGCCGUGCGGAGGCCUUGUCGAGGGACGAUGGCUUGUCAGGGGAGGAUGAUCUGCGCGUGUCGCCCCCGCUAGAGAUGGAUCCGCUGUGGCGCGAGAAGAGAAGUGCAGGGCGAAGGAAAGAACUCGCUGUAGGCGUACUGGCGUAUUUGGGUCUCACGUGGGAAGGGAAUGGAUUGUUGUUGGCUACGAUUAUUGGUGCUGUUGGCGGGUGGUUGUUGCUUCGGUCUGUAUUGGCGGGUUAAUCUCAAGCGUCUUGCAUGUUACCGCGCUCGGGUUGAUUUUAAUGUAGGUAUAACACAAAUUUGUUAUGCGGAUAAAUCCUGCGUUGUUCGCAAUUGGUACUGCAUGCCAGUCUCGGUUACAACGUGCUCCUUUUUAGGCUUUGAGGAUGCAUUGUGAGCCGAUUGACUUGGACCGCGAUGUUGAUUCUAAAUGGCUUGGCUUGCUUUUAUCGUUAUGUGGGGAUAAAGCGCUAAUAGUGUGCUGCGUAAUCAUCUCAGCUAGAAAGGAAAGGAGAGCUGAAUAAGUUAUGUACAUAGUUCUGAUGGAUAUAGAAGUUUUAUUUUUAAUAGACCGUAUCACGAUUGAUGACGGUUUG